Messenger RNA from Dicrocoelium dendriticum, 249 nucleotides. NCBI's taxonomy places the organism in Eukaryota, Metazoa, Platyhelminthes, Trematoda, Plagiorchiida, Dicrocoeliidae. The record is from the annotation of a GenBank genome assembly.
AUGGCCACCACAAUCGCGAUUGAUGCGACUCAUCCACAGCUCUCUGGUUCUGGUCAACUAGCGUGCAUUCCCAGUGUCUUCUCCAUAUACUCAAGCCAGCCUAAAUUGGCCGACAGUACACGUGGCACUAAAGGUUUCUCUCCAGCUAACCUCAGCCGGAUUCUCGCUAUGCCCAUAGAUGUCAACGAGUUAUCGAACCGUUCGUUGUACGGACAAGCUCUCGAUUUGGUUGAUGUCAUGUUGCCUUAA